This is a messenger RNA of Epinephelus moara (kelp grouper), 2023 nucleotides long. RefSeq names its product B-cell receptor CD22-like. Bases 64 to 888 code for a protein of 274 amino acids. The record is from RefSeq and is a predicted model, not a curated record. The transcript has 5 exons. Lineage: Eukaryota; Metazoa; Chordata; Actinopteri; Perciformes; Serranidae.
GCUGUGGACUGAUCAGACAUUUUAACAGGAAAAAAGUUAAAUCAACUGAAUAAAAAAGUAAGGAUGGCAGUUUGGGACAAAAAGAUUAUCUGGGGCUUCAUGUUGCUGCUGGCUGGUGCUGUGGGUCAGAGUGUGAACUAUCCACGUUCUGUUUGUGCCAUGAAAGGAUCGACUGUCACGCUCCCCUGCACCUUUGAACCACUGGAGUCUGUCACUGAAAAUGGAAAAGAAGUUCUGAUAAAGAUCAACAGAGUAGUCUGGUGCCCAAAUCAUCUCGUUUGUCAGGGCAGCACUCCGUCUGUGUACAACAGCGAAUCAAACAACAACAACCCUCGUUACAGAUACCUGGGUGACAAGAAGGGAGACUGCACUUUACAGAUCACCAAUUUACAGAAGGAGGACAACGCAACUUUUCGCUUCAGGGUGGAAACUAAUAAGAACAAAGCAACUUUUACUGGACCACCAGGAGUGAAAGUCACAGUCAGUUAUUCUGAAAUGAGGAUAAAGAGCUCUUCGACUGAGACAGAGAUGAGAGAGGGUGAAUCAGUCACACUGCGCUGCACAGCACAGUGCACUUUCCACCAGCUGGAGGUCACCUGGUUCAGAGAUGGCUCCGCCCUCCCGGAGACUGGCCCCGCCCUCAAGCUUGACCCUCUGACUGCAAAGGAUUCUGGGAACUACACCUGUUGUCUGAAGAACAACAGCGUCACACUCUCCCAGCCGUACAGCCUGAAUGUGGAGGCUGAAGGAACAACUAGCGCUGCAGUUGACACAAUGCUGGCUAUACAUCUGGUUCUCUUUGUUCUGCACACUGUGCUCAUCAUCAUCGUGGCAUCCAUCAUCAUCAAAAGGACAUGUGUUUGCAGGAAAGCAGCUGCAGAGAUCUGAAAGACUUUACGGCGCAGGUGAAUCAGUGACGUUCACAUCAAACAAACACCAUUUUCUGUUAUUCUGUCUUUAUGGAGGGUCUCUGAGUGUUCGGCCUACCUUUCUUCACUUCCUGAAUUAAAAACAACUGCUGAUGGAAAACAGAUUGUUUCUCUUUCACCUCUUUAUCUGAAAAGAAAUGUUACUGUUUGAGUGGGCAGUUUGUCUGAUGAGAGCAGGCUACUGUAAAAGGUGUCUUAUGAGAUAUCUUAUGAGUAAAGCUGCACACAAACAGGAACCUGCCUCCUGUCACAGGAACAUUUCUGAUAUUUAAACCGGAUAAAAACAGCAAUGCUGUAAUUUUCUGUUCAUGUCAUCGUUGCUCUUUCUGCUCUUUUGAAACACAUACCAUACAAAUUCAUGCUCCUCCACGACUCUGUGGUUGCAUAUUUGCGUAACAAUUUUCCAAACCCACAGUUCAAUGGGGUGUGGACCAUGAGAAGGCAGACUGUGAACGUUUAUGUCGCAGCUUUGGUGUCAGAUUCAGAACCAUUACACCCCGAUAACAUCCUCUCUGCUUCUCUUCAAUUUAAGUUCAAAGUUCAAAAGGUUUUUAUUGUCAAUUGCUAUAUGUGCAGGACAUACAGAGAAUCGAAAUGCUGUUUUCCUCUCACCUAGUAUAAUGUCUUACAAUUUAAGAGCUAAAAGAAAGCUAAAUUGUAAAAAAAAAAUAAAAAUAAUAAUAAUUAAAUAAAAUUAAAUAAUGUAUAACCUUCCCUGUUACCUCUGUGGAAAUAGUCACAUUUGUUAUUAAAAACCAGCACAAGUCUGAAUACUGAUACAGAAUCCUAUAAAUUAAACUGCAUGAUUUUUCGGUCUUUUGGCCCGUAACAGUUUAAACUCUGCUCCUGUUUCAGUCUCCACGACUUCAAUGAGCCCUGACAUCUGUGACAUAUCAGCUCUAAUACUGAUCAGUGUUUGUUUUACUCAGCAGGAUUGUCUCUGUAGUUAAUAUGAUUUACAGGAAGUCAAACAUAUGAUGAGUAUAUAUAUGUCUGUGUAUGCAGCUAGUGUCCGACUGUUGUGUUUUGUUUUGGUUUUUUUUGCUUCAGUCAAUACUUUCAGUUCUUUAAGCUGUUUAUUUCUAUCUGAUAUA